AUGGUGGAUAAAGCAGGGGACAAUAACAGCGUGGUGGAUAAAGCAGGGGACAAUAAUAGCGUAGUGGAUAAAGCAGGGGACAAUAACGGCAUGGUGGAUAAAGCAGGGGACAAUAACAGCAUGGUGGGUAAAGCAGGGGGCAAUAACAGCGUGGUGGAUAAAGCAGGGGACAAUAACGGCAUGGUGGAUAAAGCAGGGGACAAUAACAGCGUGGUGGACAAAGAAGGGGACAAUAACAGCGUGGUGGAUAAAGCAGGGGACAAUAACAGCGUGGUGGACAAAGAAGGGGACAAUAAUAUCGUAGUGGGUAAAGCAGGGGACAAUAACAGCGUGGUGGAUAAAGCAGGGGACAAUAACAGCGUGGUGGGUAAAGCAGGGGACAAUAACAGCAUGGUGGAUAAAGCAGGGGACAAUAACAGCGUGGUGGACAAAGCAGGGGACAAUAACAGCGUGGUGGACAAAGAAGGGGACAAUAACAGCGUGGUGGAUAAAGCAGGGGACAAUAACAGCGUGGUGGACAAAGAAGGGGACAAUAACAGCGUGGUGGACAAAGAAGGGGACAAUAACAGCGUGGUGGACAAAGAAGGGGACAAUAACAGCGUGGUGGACAAAGAAGGGGACAAUAACAGCGUGGUGGACAAAGAAGGGGACAAUAACAGCGUGGUGGACAAAGCAGGGGACAAUAACAGCGUGGUGGACAAAGAAGGGGACAAUAACAGCGUGGUGGAUAAAGCAGGGGACAAUAACAGCGUGGUGGACAAAGAAGGGGACAAUAACAGCGUGGUGGAUAAAGCAGGGGACAAUAACAGCGUGGUGGACAAAGAAGGGGACAAUAACAGCGUGGUGGACAAAGAAGGGGACAAUAACAGCGUGGUGGACAAAGAAGGGGACAAUAACAGCGUGGUGGACAAAGAAGGGGACAAUAACAGCGUGGUGGAUAAAGCAGGGGACAAUAAUAUCGUAGUGGGUAAAGCAGGGGACAAUAACAGCGUGGUGGAUAAAGCAGGGGACAAUAACAGCGUGGUGGACAAAGAAGGGGACAAUAACAGCGUGGUGGACAAAGCAGGGGACAAUAACAGCGUGGUGGACAAAGAAGGGGACAAUAACAGCGUGGUGGAUAAAGCAGGGGACAAUAACAGCGAGGUGGAUAAUAGCGUGGUUGAUAAAGCAGGGGACAAUAACAGCGUGGUUGAUAAAGCCGGGGACAAUCAUACCGUGGUGGAUAAAGCUGGGGACAAUUAUAGCGUGGUUGAUAAAACAGGGGACAAUGAAAGGGACAAAAACAGCGUGGUGGAUAAAGCAGGUGACAAUAAUAGCGUGGUGGAUAAAGCAGGGGACAAUACCGUGGUGGAUAAAGCAGGGGACAAUACCGUGGUGGAUAAAGCAGGGGACAAUACCGUGGUGGAUAAAGCAGGGGACAAUACCGUGGUGGAUAAAGCAGGGGACAAUACCGUGGUGGAUAAAGCAGGGGACAAUACCGUGGUGGAUAAAGCAGGGGACAAUACCGUGGUGGAUAAAGCAGGGGACAAUACCGUGGUGGAUAAAGCAGGGGACAAUACCGUGGUGGAUAAAGCAGGGGACCAUACCGUGGUGGAUAAAGCAGGGGACGAUACCGUGGUGGAUAAAGCAGGGGACAAUACCGUGGUGGAUAAAGCAGGGGACAAUACCGUGGUGGAUAAAGCAGGGGACAAUACCCGGGUGGAUAAAGCGAGCGGACCCUGGGUAUGA
Messenger RNA from Haliotis rufescens (red abalone), 1728 nucleotides. RefSeq lists its product as uncharacterized. The coding region runs from base 1 to 1728 and encodes 575 amino acids. The transcript has 2 exons. The record is from RefSeq and is a predicted model, not a curated record. Lineage: Eukaryota; Metazoa; Mollusca; Gastropoda; Lepetellida; Haliotidae.